AUGAAUAUUCUUCCAAAAAAAAGAUGGCAUGUGCGAACACGAGAAAACAUCGCUAGAGUAAGAAGAGAUGAAGCAAAAGCUGCAGAGGAAGAACAAUCUAGACAAGAACGAAUUAAAUUAGCUGAAAGAGAAGCUAGACGAGCCUUCUUAUUGAACAAAAAUAAAGAUUCCUCUCAUAAAAAUCCUCCAGAUGAAGAUAAAAAUACAUUACAGGCACAGGCAGGACACAUCAAUUUCUUCCAGGAGUUAGAACAGGGAAUUGCAGAUUCAAAAAAACGUAAUCAUGAACAUGACAAAGAACAGAAAGAAGAACGUGAAAAGUAUGAGAAACAAAUUGGCUAUUUAACUUACUUAGGUCAAGAUACUAAUGAAGCAUUGGGCAAGAAGAGUUGGUAUGAUAUUGCUCCCAACAGAAAUGAAAUCAAGGGUGAAACAGAUUUGAAAUGCAAACUCAGAGAAGAUCCACUGCAGACUAUUAAAAAACAUACAGGAUAUAAAAAAAAACAAGUAGAACCCAAAUUUGUUGAUAGAACUUCUACAAAACCCACCUUCAAUCAGUCAUUAAUUAACAAAAGUGAAUACAGAGAGAACAGUAGCUGCAAAAUGCCUGAGAAGAGUGUCUUGAAUAAACACAAGCAUAAAACUAGUUGUAGUAGUGAUAACUCAGAAGGUGGAUCACCUAAAAAACAAAAAACAGACACAAUACAUCAGAAUUUGCAGAUACUAAGAAUGAAGCGCCUUGAAAGAGAAAAAGAAGAAAGGAAGAAAGCCAACCUACUAUUAUCUAAAUUGAAGAAAACUCAAUCUGUAGAAGAGGAAUCACCAAAACCAGAGACUUUCCAAGCAAAAUAUAAUUCUCAAUUCAAUCCCCAUAUAGCUAGACAAAAUUACAGUAGUUGA
This is a messenger RNA of Phaedon cochleariae (mustard beetle), 900 nucleotides long. NCBI's taxonomy places the organism in Eukaryota, Metazoa, Arthropoda, Insecta, Coleoptera, Chrysomelidae. The record is from the annotation of a GenBank genome assembly.